AGUUAUCACCCAUGCCCUCCUAAAAGGGUGUCUCGAAGCGUAUUUUGCUGUAGAGCAGAAUUCGGAACCAAGAAGACAAGGGCUCAAAUUGAAUCUCACAGGAUUUGUACACAAGAGAAACCCAAAGGAAUGGAUUGGCUCUUCUUCAGAAACUUUUGCCUUUUGAUCGUUCUAGUGGUGGUGAUGGAAGUAAACUGUGAAUUUAUUGUUGAGGUGAAGGAAUUUGACAUUGAAAAUGGCACUACAAAAUGGCAAACAGUCAGACGACAAAAGCGGGAGUGGAUCAAGUUUGCCGCAGCCUGUCGAGAAGGAGAGGACAACUCGAAGAGGAACCCCAUUGCCAAAAUUCGAUCAGACUGCGAAUCGAACCAGAAGAUUACAUACCGAAUUUCUGGAGUAGGGAUUGAUCGACCACCAUAUGGGGUAUUCACCAUUAAUCCUCGCACUGGGGAAAUUAACAUCACUUCAGUGGUAGACAGAGAGAUAACUCCACUUUUCUUGAUCUAUUGCCGGGCUCUGAAUUCACGGGGUGAAGACUUAGAAAGGCCUCUUGAGCUUAGAGUCAAAGUUAUGGACAUAAAUGAUAACGCUCCAGUCUUUUCACAAAGUGUAUACACAGCCAGUAUUGAAGAAAAUAGUGAUGCCAAUGCAUUGGUCGUAAAGUUAUGUGCCACAGAUGCGGAUGAAGAAAAUCAUCUGAAUUCUAAAAUUGCCUACAAGAUCGUCUCUCAGGAGCCGUCAGGUGCACCCAUGUUCAUUCUGAAUAGGUACACUGGAGAAGUCUGCACCAUGUCCAGUUUCUUGGACAGGGAGCAACACAGUAUGUACAACCUAGUUGUGAGAGGCUCAGAUCGAGAUGGAGCUGCAGAUGGACUGUCUUCUGAGUGUGACUGUAGAAUCAAGGUUUUAGAUGUCAACGAUAAUUUCCCCACCUUAGAGAAAACCUCAUACUCAGCCAGUAUUGAAGAGAAUUGUUUAAGUCCAGAGCUGAUACGAUUACAAGCAAUUGAUCUUGAUGAAGAAGGCACCGAUAAUUGGUUGGCGCAAUAUUUAAUUCUCUCUGGAAAUGAUGGGAAUUGGUUCGAUAUUCAAACAGACCCACAAACCAAUGAAGGCAUUUUGAAAGUUGUCAAGAUGCUGGAUUAUGAACAAGCACCUAAUAUUCAGCUUAGUAUCGGAGUUAAAAACCAAGCUGAUUUUCACUACUCUGUUGCUUCUCAAUUCCGAAUGCACCCAACCCCUGUGAGAAUUCAGGUUGUUAAUGUGAGAGAAGGACCUGCAUUUCAUCCAAGUACUAUGGCUUUUAGUGUGCGGGAAGGAGUAAAAGGAAGUUCUUUAUUGAAUUAUGUGCUUGGCACAUAUACAGCCAUAGAUUUGGACACAGGAAACCCUGCAACAAAUGUCAGAUAUAUCAUAGGGCAUGAUGCAGGCAGCUGGUUAAAAAUUGAUUCAAGAACUGGUGAGAUACAGUUUUCUAGAGAAUUUGAUACGAAGUCAAAAUAUAUUAUCAAUGGGAUAUACACAGCAGAGAUCCUGGCUAUAGAUGAUGGCUCUGGAAAAACAGCUACAGGAACCGUAUGUAUUGAGGUUCCUGAUAUCAACGAUUACUGUCCAAACAUUUUUCCUGAAAGAAGAACCAUCUGCAUUGACUCCCCAUCAGUCCUUAUCUCUGUUAAUGAACAUUCUUAUGGGUCUCCCUUUACUUUCUGUGUUGUUGAUCAGCCACCAGGUACAGCUGACAUGUGGGAUGUCAGAUCAACAAAUGCUACCUCAGCAAUCCUUACGGCUAAGCAGGUUUUAUCUCCAGGAUCUUAUGAAAUCCCAAUCCUGGUGAAGGACAGUUAUAACAGAGCAUGUGAAUUGGCACAGAUGGUGCAGUUAUAUGCCUGCGACUGCGAUGACAACCACAUGUGCCUGGACUCUGGUGCCACGGGCAUCUACACAGAGGACGUAACUGGUGACACGUAUGGGCCUGUCACUGAAGACCAAGCUGGAGUUUCAAAUGUUGGUCUUGGACCAGCAGGGAUCGGCAUGAUGAUUCUGGGCAUCCUGCUACUGCUUUUGGCUCCACUCUUGCUGCUACUAUGUUGCUGCAAACAGAGACAGCCUGAAGGCCUGGGAACAAGAUUUGCUCCUGUGCCUGAGGGCGGAGAAGGAGUGAUGCAGUCUUGGAGAAUUGAAGGGGCCCAUCCGGAGGACAGGGAUGUGUCAAAUGUAUGUGCGCCCAUGACAGCCUCAAAUACCCAGGAUCGGAUGGAUUCCUCUGAAAUCUACACCAACACCUAUGCAGCCGGGGGCACGGUGGAAGGAGGGGUAUCGGGAGUGGAGCUCAACACAGGGAUGGGGACAGCCGCUGGCCUCAUGGCGGCAGGGGCCGCAGGAGCCGCAGGAGUCACAGGGGCCUCAGGGGCCGCAAGGAAGAGGAGCUCUACCAUGGGAACCCUGCGGGACUACGCUGACUCCGACGUCAACAUGGCUUUCUUGGACAGCUACUUCUCGGAGAAAGCAUAUGCUUAUGCAGAUGAAGAUGAAGGUCGACCAGCCAAUGACUGCUUGCUCAUUUAUGACCACGAGGGAGUAGGGUCUCCCGUAGGUUCUAUUGGUUGUUGCAGUUGGAUUGUGGAUGACUUAGAUGAAAGCUGCAUGGAAACUGUAGAUCCAAAAUUUAGGACUCUUGCUGAGAUCUGCUUAAACACAGAAAUUGAACCAUUUCCUUCACACCAGGCUUGUAUACCAAUCAGUACUGACCUCCCUUUGCUUGGACCUAAUUACUUUGUCAAUGAAUCUUCAGGACUGACUCCCUCAGAAGCUGAAUUCCAAGAAGAAGUGGCAGCAUCGGAACCCGUGGUUCAUGGGGAUAUUAUUGUGACUGAGACUUACGGUACUGCUGAUCAAUGUGUGCAACCCACUACAAUUAUUUUUGAUCCUCAACUUGCACCCAGUGUUGUAGUAACCGAAGCAGUAAUGGCACCUGUCUAUGAUAUUCAAGGGAAUAUUUGUGUACCUGCUGAGUUAGCAGAUUACAACAAUGUAAUCUAUGCUGAGAGAGUACUGGCUAGUCCUGGUGUGCCUGACAUGAGCAAUAGUAGCAUGACUGAUGGUUGUAUGGGACCUGUGAUGAGUGGCAAUAUUUUAGUAGGGCCAGAAAUUCAAGUGAUGCAAAUGGUGAGUCCAGACCUUCCCAUAAGCCAAACCGUUGGCUCCACAUCCCCAAUGACAUCUCGACACACAGUAACACGAUACGGUAACAUACAUUACACCCAACAGUAAGUGCUUUAUGGUCAGUGUUCUCUAUGGAGACCUUGCACCUUGUAAUCACAAAUACAUCCACCAAAGAUAUAUAAUGUACCAUAUAUAUUAACAGUCAACAAAUACUCAUAUAUUCUAAGGUCAAUGCCAUUAUUUGAUUGUACCAUUUUGAGGGUGAAUAUGGCUAGGCACUUUAGAUAAGCCUUUUAAAACUUCUUUCUGAUUUUAAAUAAUGUGUCAAAAAAUGUGCAGAAAAUGUAUCGCAUCCCUUGAUACUGUCUAAUGAAUAGCACAUAACUCACAUUGUGAAUCCUAUGGGUCUUGAGGCCUGUAACACCAAUCUUGUCAACCAAGAUGCCUUGUUCUUGGAAGUUACAAAAGAAGCCCUGUCCACAUCCACCAGCCAUAUUUUUCUUUAGAGAAAUAUUUAUAUUAAAAUUUUUAAUUGAAAAAUUGAAUGAAAUGUACAUUUCUGAAAGGAAAUUGAAAAGGAACGUAGAGUAUCGGUCAAUGUCUUCAGAUAUCUGAAGUCAUUUGUCUCUUCAAAAGAUUUUUCAAGAUUAUGUGCUAUUAAGCAAUAGGUCAUGCUUAAUAUAAUAAGAAAAGAGUUUGCCAACUGAAAGCAUCGCUGGAAAUGGUUCAUUGAAGAAAAAAAUAUAUAUUUUUAUUGAACUUUAUUGAUUUAUAAGAUUAACUGUAAAUUAAUCUAGAAUAGCAAAAAAAAUUAUGACAAUCCUAAAGUUGAAAGAGUUAUUGAGGAAAUACUAGAGUUUUCCCCACUUACAGGGAAUUUUUUCCCUACUGUUGCCAAUUAUGUCAGAAAAAUACAUGAAAUAUGGCUUAAUCAAUUUCAUUGAACUGAAUCAUAGAGCUUUCAAUUGGCAAGCAGAUAUUCUCCAAAGGCACUCUGUAGUUAUUCAUAUAUUCAACAAUAUUUACUUAGAAGCAACUAGGUGUUGAGUGCUAGUCAUGGCUCUGUGAAUAUACAGGUGAAGCAGACAGACAUGGUUUCUGCCUUCAUAGAGUUUCUAUUCAUUUCUAGACUUAAAAUAAAACUCUGGGAUAUGGCUUUAAGUUCCUAACAACAAUAAUUAACCAACUAUUUAAGUCCAUUACCAAGUUGUGUUUCUGUUUGCAACACUACUAUUUAUGUUGAAUAAAUAAAAUGGAAACACACAUCAUAGAUUGCUUACUUUUAGUAGGCAUAAAGCUGACUUGAGAAAAAGAAACUAGCCAGGUAAUUUUACUUAAUUCUGUAAAAUAUGUAUAGAGCAGCAGCAAUAAUGUGACUGAGAUAAUGUAAAUGAAAUAAACUUAUUUUCAAGGCCUAAUCCUUUUGAAAGGAAA
This is a messenger RNA of Piliocolobus tephrosceles (Ugandan red Colobus), 4596 nucleotides long. It is a transcript of the gene DSG4, whose product is annotated as desmoglein 4. The transcript has 16 exons. Gene Ontology annotation, molecular function: calcium ion binding. Gene Ontology annotation, cellular component: plasma membrane; desmosome. NCBI's taxonomy places the organism in Eukaryota, Metazoa, Chordata, Mammalia, Primates, Cercopithecidae. The record is from RefSeq and is a predicted model, not a curated record. Bases 130 to 3270 code for a protein of 1046 amino acids. Gene Ontology annotation, biological process: homophilic cell-cell adhesion.